Messenger RNA from Pelagomonas calceolata, 731 nucleotides. Lineage: Eukaryota; Pelagophyceae; Pelagomonadales; Pelagomonadaceae. The record is from the annotation of a GenBank genome assembly.
AUGCGCGUCCUUCUGCUGGCAGCGGCGGCCGCCUCGGCCCUGGAGCUCUCGGGCGACACCUUCGACGCAGAGGUGUUCGGCUCCGGCAAGAACAGCUUCAUCAAGUUCCUGGCGCCCUGGUGAGGGCACUGCAAGUCGAUGAAACCGGCCUGGGACAGCCUCAUGCGGGAGUACGAGGGGCACCCGUCGGUUUUGAUCGGCGACGUCGACUGCACGCAGCACCAAGACCUGUGCAGCGACAUGGGCGUCGGGGGCUACCCCACGAUCAAGUACUGGACGGAUGGCGCGGGCAAGGAGGACGCCAAACCGUACCAGGGCGGGCGCGAUCUGGACGCGCUCCGGAAGCACGUCGAGGACAAUAUGUUGCCCAAGUGCGACGCCAAGGACCCCGAGGGCUCGGGCUGCGACGACCAGGAGAUCGCCUACGUCGCAAAGAUGAUCGCCAAGGGCGGCGAGGCGGUCGAGAAGGAACUCGCGCGCCUCGAAGGCAUGCAGGGGUCCGCCAUGAAGGCGGACAAGAAGGCGUGGCUUGCGAAGCGCGUCCACAUCCUCAAGGGCCUCGCCGCGUAGGUGCCGGCGCUCUCCGAUUUCCGACCCGACGCCGGCGCGGAUGACGGCGCGCGUCCGUGCCCACGCACGGGCGCGGCCCGACCGAGAGCGCCCGCAGUGGGCCGGGCGGAGUCCCAUACUAGUAUGUGCGGGUCACGUGGCGUCUAAGUUUCGGUACCUGU